Messenger RNA from Engraulis encrasicolus (European anchovy), 2320 nucleotides. It is a transcript of the gene ndor1, whose product is annotated as NADPH dependent diflavin oxidoreductase 1. Gene Ontology annotation, cellular component: cytosol. The transcript is spliced from 15 exons. The record is from RefSeq and is a predicted model, not a curated record. Bases 213 to 1997 code for a protein of 594 amino acids. Lineage: Eukaryota; Metazoa; Chordata; Actinopteri; Clupeiformes; Engraulidae. Gene Ontology annotation, molecular function: NADPH-hemoprotein reductase activity; flavin adenine dinucleotide binding; FMN binding.
AAGUACGGCACAACAACACCGUGCAGCCGGGUGGUCUUGGUUCAGAACUACAUUAUUUGCCACCAAAAAAGACAACCAUCCUUUGGCAGACACCUCGAAACAAAUAAUAGCUUUGCUAUAACCAUUCCGAUUAUUCACAGGUUUACUGUCAUGAAACUUCACUGACAGUUCGACGGGUAGUGUAACCUUCCAAGAAGUUGUCAAGUACCAAAAUGGACCGUACCCUCUUGGUUUUGUAUGGGAGUCAGACUGGGACUGCCCAGGACACAGCUGAGCGAAUUGGAAGACAAGCUUUGAGGAGGCAGAUGAAAGUCCGCGUUGAGGCCCUUGACAGCUAUAAUGUGGCUGGCCUGAUAUCUGAACCCUUGGUGAUAUUUGUGUGCUCCACAACUGGUCAAGGUGAUCCCCCGGACAACAUGAGGAAUUUCUGGCGGUUUGUCUUCAGGAAGUCUUUGCCUGCUGGUUCGCUGUGUCGACUUGACUGUGCAGUGUUGGGACUUGGCGACUCCUCUUACCCCAAGUUCAACUUUGUUGCCAAGAAACUCUCAAAGCGUCUUCUGCAGCUUGGGGCGAAUGCUUUGUUGCCAGUAGCACUAGCCGAUGACCAGCAUGACCUGGGAUCAGAUGCAGUGAUUGACCCAUGGCUCAAAGCAUUCUGGGAAAAAGCUCUAUCACUGUAUCCCCUCCCGCCUGGCCAGAGCCUUAUGAAAGACGAGGAACCACUCCCACCACGCUUCACAUUCCAUUUCCUUGACGACAACACGGAUCAGUCAGGCACUCGGGUCCCAGCACAGGAGGCUUCUGUGCCACCGUCCUCUGCUCGCCCUUUUCUGGCCAGAGUGUUGUCCAAUCAGAGGGUCACAAGCUCCAACCAUUUCCAGGAUGUGCGGCACAUUGAAUUCGACAUCAGUGGCUCAAACAUCGAGUUUAGUGCAGGUGAUGUGGUCAUGAUGCGGCCCUGUAACGCCGCAGAGGACGUAGAGCAGUUCUGCCAGAUCAUGAGGCUGGACCCGGAGAGCCAGUUCACCUUACAGUCCACAGACGACACCACAGCGUUGCCCAGCCGUCUCCCUCAGCCGUGCUCGGUGCGGUAUCUGGUGGAGAGCUUCCUGGACAUCGCCGCCGUGCCCCGCCGCUCCUUCUUCGAGCUGCUGGCCACCUUCGCCACCAACGAGCUGGAGAGGGAGAAGCUGACCGAGUUCAGCUCAGCGCAGGGCCAGGACGAGCUGUACACCUACUGCAACCGGCCCCGGCGCACAGCACUGGAGGUGCUGGCGGAUUUUCCACAUACUACCGCAGAGCUGAAGGUGGACUACCUACUAGAUCUGUUCCCCGAGAUCCAGCCCCGCUCCUUCUCCAUAGCCUCAUCACUACUGGCUCAUCCCAAUAGGCUCCAGAUUCUGUUGGCAGUGGUGCGCUAUAAAACGAGGAUGCAUAAACCACGAAAGGGGCUGUGUUCCUCCUGGCUAGCCUCUCUAGACCCAUCACAAGGUGAUGUGUACGUGCCUUUGUGGGUGAAGAAGGGCAGUAUGAAGUUCCCCAGGGAUCCAGACAGUGCUGUGAUCAUGGUGGGACCAGGAACUGGAGUGGCCCCGUUCAGAUCAGCACUACAGGAGAGAAUCAGCCAGGGCAAGACUGCCAAUGUGCUGUUCUUCGGCUGCCGGUCCAAGUCUAAGGAUUUCUACUGCCAAACAGAAUGGGAGGAGAUGGUGAAGGCUGAACAACUCUCACUCUUCACAGCAUUCUCAAGGGACCAGGAAGAUAAGAUCUAUGUCCAGCACAGGAUAAAGGAGCAGGCAAAGCUCCUGUGGGACCUCAUCGCAAACAAAAAUGCCUUUUUCUACAUCGCAGGCAACGCCAAGGAGAUGCCUACUGCGGUGUGUGAUGCCUUGAAGGAGGCGUUUCAGACAGAGGGGGGUGUGUCGGCCUCGGAGGCAGAGGAGAUGCUGGACGCUAUGGAGAGAUCGGGUCACUUUCAGAGCGAAACAUGGUCUUAAAAGGGAUCCAUUUUAUUUAGUGUCUCUUUUCAAAACCCCAUUCAAAUGGGUAGAAUAUUUUGAAGACUGCCACACAUGCCAGUUAAACCAUGAGCGCAAGUCAAACUACUUCCUUUCUCCUUCCUUUCCAACCUUGUGGUGUGAAUCAGAAGUGGAGAGACACUGAGGCCAGAGGGAAGGACUGGGUGGACUAAGACAUGCACCUCUAUUGUCUCCUUUCAAAACCCCCUCCAUAAUAUAGAUGGGAUUCAGUUUGACACAUGAAAUCAAACUAUGACUACUUCCUUCUUACACUAUAACGAACCAUAAUCCAUCCUGCUACC